AAAAGUUAUAAUAUUUGCCUCUUUCUUUAGGUCAAUGCUGUUCCCCUCAAGUCCUCAUGGGUGAUGACCUGUGCAUAUGCUCCUUCUGGAAACCUUGUGGCCAGCGGCGGUCUCGACAACAUGUGUACAGUCUACAACUUGAAGACACCUGUAAUCAAGACGGUGAAAGAAUUGGAUGCUCACACAGGUUACUUGUCCUGUGCACGCUUCCUCAGUGACACAGACGUUCUAACCGCCUCUGGUGAUACCACAUGUGCAUUGUGGGAUUUGGAGACUGGAAAGCAGAAGACGGUUUUCCUGAACCAUGUUGGUGACUGCAUGUGUCUGUCUCUGUCUCCGGACAUGAACUCCUUUGUUUCCGGUGCUUGCGACUCUCUGGCCAAGCUGUGGGACAUCAGAGACGGCCAGUGCAAGCAAACCUUCCUGGGUCACACAAGUGACAUCAACGCCAUUUCAUUCUACCCUAGUGGCAAUGCAAUUAUCACCGGCUCUGAUGACUGCACAUGCAAAAUGUAUGAUCUUCGUGCCGAUCAAGAAUUGAUCACUUACCAGGAUGCUGCCCUGAACAGCGGCGUAACAUCACUGGCUCUAUCCAUUUCUGGCCGCCUCAUCUUUGCUGGCUAUGACGACUUCAACUGCAAUAUUUGGGACUCGCUAAAGGGCGAGAAAGUGGGUGUGUUGUCUGGCCAUGACAACAGGGUGAGCUGCACCGGAGUACCACCAGAUGGCAUGUGUGUUUGCACUGGCUCAUGGGACAGCUUCUUGAAGAUUUGGAACUGAGUUGGACCCUGAAAGAAGAUGAGAUGGGAAUGAGAAU
Messenger RNA from Sinocyclocheilus grahami, 817 nucleotides. RefSeq names its product guanine nucleotide-binding protein G(I)/G(S)/G(T) subunit beta-3-like. Gene Ontology annotation, biological process: signal transduction. NCBI's taxonomy places the organism in Eukaryota, Metazoa, Chordata, Actinopteri, Cypriniformes, Cyprinidae. Gene Ontology annotation, molecular function: protein binding. The record is from RefSeq and is a predicted model, not a curated record. The transcript is spliced from 5 exons. Bases 64 to 780 code for a protein of 238 amino acids.